AUGAGUGCACCCGGGUCGAGCACAAAGCAGGAUGCGCAUAAUCACUCCGCCUCCGGUGAUGAUGAAUACACUCCCAGAACACCUCGUCGCACUCCAAUGGCAUGUCAAUUUUGCAGAGGCCGCAAAAUGAAGUGCGAUGGUCGUCAAGUGUGCUCUAACUGCAACCGCCGUGGCAUCGCAUGCACGUAUGCGCCAGUUGAGUCUAAUAAAGUCAACUAG
Messenger RNA from Sparassis crispa, 219 nucleotides. RefSeq lists its product as hypothetical. The transcript is spliced from 4 exons. The record is from RefSeq and is a predicted model, not a curated record. Gene Ontology annotation, molecular function: zinc ion binding; DNA-binding transcription factor activity, RNA polymerase II-specific; RNA polymerase II cis-regulatory region sequence-specific DNA binding. Lineage: Eukaryota; Fungi; Basidiomycota; Agaricomycetes; Polyporales; Sparassidaceae. Gene Ontology annotation, biological process: positive regulation of transcription from RNA polymerase II promoter by galactose. Gene Ontology annotation, cellular component: nucleus. Bases 1 to 219 code for a protein of 72 amino acids.